AUGGUUGAUGAUGGACGUAACUCCUGUGCGACAACAACAACAAACAAUUUUAUAGGUCAACAUAACUUGAAGCGAACACACGAUAAAGUUGUAUUUAAUGAUGGCACUGCAGCAGGUGUUCUAAACAAUCUCAAGGGCUGUACACGUACUAUGAAUUUGCAUGAAGCAGAUGUAACGUUAAAAUCGUUGGGACUACUGCUGCCUUCUCCAACCGACUUAACAUCAACUAGAAUCGAUUCUUUUCGUUCAACUCUAAUGACGUUGCACGAAAAGCCUGGGAACUUUGUACGAGUUUUAAAAAAGGAGAACAUUAAUAUAACUGAUUCGAAGCUCAAUAUUUUUGGAGCUUCAACUGGGGAUAUAAGUGCGGCUGAAUUAGCUAGACAAGCAGCAGACAUGGCAGCUGAUGCAUUUUUUGACCGAUUUAUUUUAUGGCCAAUGGAUGGUGAGCCUAUUCCCAAUCAUAAUUGCAUAGCGUCUAUUGAUUUUUCAAGUUAUCCUCCUCUGGAACAAUUUGGCAUCUUAUGUGGUUUCUUCAGCAAUUUGUAUUUGGAUCUAGAAGAAGAAGGAAAGGGUAUUUUAGCUGAACAAUCAUCCAACUUCCGAUUAGCUGGAUCUCAAGAAGGCGUCAAGGAUAAUAUUUCAGCUCGCUUGAACAAAACCGCCUUGCUUACAUAUCGAUUUGCUGGACUUUGUGCCUUACUUGAAGCAGCCUUUGACAUCGGAACUGAAUAUAUUCAAGAAUACAUUACGUUUGGUACAGGUCAAGCUGAUUAA
Molecule: messenger RNA, 777 nt
Organism: Rotaria socialis
Lineage: Eukaryota; Metazoa; Rotifera; Eurotatoria; Philodinida; Philodinidae
Source: the annotation of a GenBank genome assembly